This is a messenger RNA of Geodia barretti, 388 nucleotides long. The record is from the annotation of a GenBank genome assembly. Lineage: Eukaryota; Metazoa; Porifera; Demospongiae; Tetractinellida; Geodiidae.
AAUACUGUUGGGCGGGGUCUAGCUGGCGCAUGCCAUGGCCAGCGGGAGAGGGACGACGAAGUACAAAGCCCUCCUAGUCAACUCUGACACUUUAUCAGACGUCCUCGACGAUGAUGCGGUAGCAAAGACAAAGCUCCUGCGGAAGAUGAGGGCUAACGAGUGGAUCGAGCCGACUGCAGACUUGUCAACAGACGAUCUGGUAGCACUGGCACUGAAUAAGGUUGAAACCGAGGGAGGGAAGGUUUUCGAUCAGUUUGUAGAGUUUCUGAGGAACAUCACAGGGCUUUCUCACAUUGCUGGAAAGAUGAAAGAAAUGGCAGGUCCCUCAAGCUCUCCACAGGCUGCAGCUCUUGUGGGUGCAGACUCAUCGCAGACCACAGACCCACUC